GCAGAUAUCCUUGGCGUCUCGUGAUGCGUGGUAGAGGCAGCCCUGCCAGUAAAGUAUUGUUUGGGACAGCAUUUGCCCAGCAGAAAGUCUGGGCGCAUCAGCACCCAGAAAACUGCAGUGAGUCCAAGUUCUUGGUGUACUACCACUCGCGUGCAGGCAUUGGUUCGCAACUUCAUCUGCUGGGACAGGCUCUUGCUUUAGCAAUGCAUAUGGGCCGAGUUCUCGCGCUACCUCUCUCUGACCCGUCUAUGACUCUGAUCGACCAUACUUUCUGCCCAGACUCGCGCGGCUUCCAAUGCUGGCUAGAGAAUAUUACAUCCUGCACUGCUGGAGGAGAUGUUUUGACCAUAAGGGGAAUUCCGGAAGUCGCAAGAUUCACUAGAAAGGCAGUUCCUGAGGUGUUUCGGAAGAUGUUGCUACAGUGCUCCCCCAUCAAGCGGAGGUUUUGGUUCUACUGGUGGCGAGCCCAAUCUGUGACGUACCUGGUCCGUUUCAAUGCCCGAACCCGCAAAGCUGUGGACAAGAUGAGGUCAGAGUCACUGUUUGCGUGCGAUACGAAAGUUACAUCGUCGGAGACUCUUGCCCAAGGGACCAUCUCUGUACAUGUCCGGCAUGGAAGGAAGGCUACUGAAGCUGAUGUAUUCGAGUUUUUGAAAUAUUUGGAAGAAAUGGAGUCGUUGGCCGCAGACAGCACAGCGCUUCGAGUCCUAUACCCAGAGGUCGCAGAGAGCAAUACCACCUUCUCUUACCCAGCCAAUACAUACACUGCAAGAAAAGUAUUUCUCUCUACGGAGGAUCAACAGGUGGUUGAUGAGGCCCUUCGCCUCUGCGGGGGAAAGCCGCGAUGGGAGGUCAUUUAUACCAGGGUGAGGCGGAGCAACGAUGAUGCCUGGGUGCAUGCAAAAAAGCCAGAAGAUGCUCGAUACGAAGUGCUCAACGCCUUCAUGAACUUAGAACUUGCUCUGGAAGCAGACGCAUGGGUAUGUACCUUGUCAUCCAACUGGUGUCGUCUCAUCGAUGAACUCCGGAUGACUAUCGGCAGGAAAGCAUCGCAUCCAUACCUGAGCUU
Molecule: messenger RNA, 1069 nt
Organism: Symbiodinium pilosum
Lineage: Eukaryota; Dinophyceae; Suessiales; Symbiodiniaceae
Source: the annotation of a GenBank genome assembly